Rhipicephalus microplus (southern cattle tick) is the source of this 5635-nucleotide messenger RNA. RefSeq names its product myomesin and myosin binding protein (gene MnM). Gene Ontology annotation, molecular function: protein binding. Gene Ontology annotation, biological process: homophilic cell-cell adhesion; synapse assembly. NCBI's taxonomy places the organism in Eukaryota, Metazoa, Arthropoda, Arachnida, Ixodida, Ixodidae. The record is from RefSeq and is a predicted model, not a curated record. Gene Ontology annotation, cellular component: synapse.
ACACAUGGUUCGUCCCCGACUCGGCCGGGCUGGAAAUUGUUUCUUUUUUUUAUGUGACCCGGAGACGCCGGCUCAACCGCGGGGACCAUUGUAGAGAACGCAGUAGAUACGAUGCGAGGCGCAACGACAUCGGAGUGCUGAUGCGGCUUCCUGUGGCUGCUGGAUGGGCAUUUGGGCAUCGAGGGCACGAGACGACAAUAUGCAACUGACAAAGAACGGUCCCGUAGACGUAUCCUCCUCCGACGGGAGCUUAGAAGACGAGAAAUCUGACAUGGCGGACCACUCCGAACCGUCGUCGUCAGCUGACUUGCAUGACUCUGGGAUAACCGACACCGACGACGAACCUUGGGGUAUCACCGUGAUACCGCCGGAUACCGUAACACUAAACUGGGGACCACCGGCACGGGGCGUUGUACGUGCCCUGUCGUACAUCGUCGAGAAGCGCGACCCCUCUGACCAAGACUGGGUGCCUGUCGUCAUUCUGGAUGCCGACAUUACCAGCUACGUCAUUCGUGAUCUGGACUUGCGUUCCGAACACUGGUUCAGGGUGUUGGCCAGGAGUUCCAUGGGUCUCACCACCGUUCUCGAGACGGAUCGACCUGUGAAGCUGCAUGAAGACGAGCCUCAAGCAGCCGAGCGACCCGAUCCGCCCUCGACUCCUCUGCUCGUGGUUGUAACGGGACCAUUCUCGAUGGACGUCAAAUGGACGGCGCCCCUGUAUGACGGUGGCCGUCCCGUUCUAGGAUACGUGGUUGCAGUGAAGGAACCGCGCAGGACACUCUGGAUGGAGGUGAGUCAAGUGAACGCUCCAACCUUGAAGACUCAAAUCCAGGACUUGGAGGAAGGCCACGAGUACUUGGUUCGUAUCUACGCAUGGAAUGAGGUUGGCGUCAGCGAGCCCCUCGAGACACCUGAGGGGACCAAGAUUGUUCGGCCACCAGGAGUCGUUGUGCCUCCAUCGGCUCCCGUGGGACCACUGGUGAUCGAAGAAGUCACCGAGAACUCAAUUCGACUGUCCUGGAAGCCGCCCCUCAACGACGGUGGGGACGCCGUUGCCAAUUACAUCGUCGAAUAUCGAGAUGUGUCUGCUGCUGAGAUUGCCAAGUUCUCUCUGAGGACGCCUGACGCCCGAACCCGCUUCACCGUCGAGGAUCUCAAGUGUCGCCACUUCUACGUAUUUCGAGUCAGCGCCGAGAACCAAGCAGGAGUCGGCGACGCGCUCGUAGACAAGAAGCCCGUCCGAGUACAGGCAGCACCCAAGAAGCCUCCCGCUCCUGAUCCGCCCGUGGUUGUAGUGCACCCGACCAUGCCUGACGCGUGCAUCGUGACAUGGGCGCCCCCGUGUGACGGGGUGACCCUGUACGUGCUCGAGCGAUGUGACCUGGUGGGCGACGUGUGGAUUGUGGUCAGCCAGCAGCGAGAGGCCGAGUUCGUGGCACAGAACCUGGUGCCCGGCAUCGAGUACUCGUUCCGCGUCAGCGCUGAAAAUGAGUGCGGCAUGGGCAAGUGGUCCAAGCCGUCCGAGCCCAUUGUCAUCACAAGGAAAGUUGCAUCGAUGACAGCGCCAGAGUUUACCAAGCUACUCUCCGACGUCAACAUUCUUGUUGACAAUGAUGCGUGCUUCACAUGCCAGUUUACAGGAAAGCCAACGCCAGAGAUCACAUGGUACAAGGGAGGUCAAGAAUUAUUCGAGUCGCCACGUGCGGACAUCGAGACUUCUCUAGCCAGUUCGACACUGCGGCUCAAACAAGUGCGCCUCGAAGACAAGGGCAAGAUUGAAUGCCAGGCCCUCAACAACGCCGGUUUGAAAACGACGUCGGCGAAGCUGACGGUUUUAGCGCCACCAAAGUUGAUCAGCUCCCCUGCCUACAAAGACGGCCUCAUAUUUGAUUCCGGUGAGACGUUGCGAGUCAAGCUGUCCUACACGGGCCACCCACCCCCAACGUUUCUGUGGAAGCGCAAUGGCCAGCCUUUGAGUUUUGACGACCCUAACUGCUCGGUGACCGUCGACAGCGAAGAUCAGACGAUACUGUUCAAAAUCGUGGACGCAGAUUGCAAUCACCGGGGCACUUACUCGCUGGAAGCAAUUAACGAGCACGGUAGUGACGCGUUUUCAGUGGACAUAAUGAUAACAGGUGAACCCGACCCUCCCAGUUUGCCACCAGAAAUUACUUCUGUGGAUUGGACCUCAUGCACGUUGGCCUGGAAGCCAACGGAUAAUGAUGGUGGCAGUCCCGUCAGUAGUUACGUCGUCGAAAAGCGCCUCAUGGACAAUGAGCUUUGGCUAAAAGCGACAACUACCCAUCACGAACACUGUACAAUUUAUGGUCUGGAAGAAGGCGCCAAGUAUGCAUUUAGACUGCGAGCGGUCACCGUUUACGGGACAAGCAAGCCAGGUCCUAGCACCGAGCCCGUUAGCUUGCCACGACUGGACUCCAGGGGCGACACGCUAGCCACAGAACUAGAGUCAACGGAACAGACUGAAGCUAUCGCAACGGAGCAGGAGUUGGAAUCCAUAGAAGAAGACGUUACACUAACUGUUACCAAGUACGACAGCGAUGACCAGCGUUCUUCGCUUGACGUUGACGAAUUCCUGAACGAAGACGCCGCUGUUUCUGAGGUGGUGUCUCAGGUUACAGCUCCGCUCGCGCCUAGCGAACUUAGCGACUACGAAACCCUCGUUCCGAGCUCGACAGUCAAGGUAGAAUCUGGAGAAAUGUCCGAAAUCGACAACGACACACUGGCAAAACGUGCCAGUCUCGAAACCAGCGACGUUGCUGUGUGCAAGGCUGUUCCGAUUGCGGAAGCCGCUGUCGCAGCAACCAAAGAAGAACCACUACUGGAAGCACCAUUCUUGCCUGACCGUAAGGAGGCUGUCGCGCUCCGCUUGAGGGAACACUCGUACGAAGUUAUUCCUUACGCGGGGGAUGAUGUCUUUGACCUCUCCCUCGAAGAACAAAGGUACGAACAGGCUACGUAUGGUUACAUUCCUCUCACCGUAAGCUGUACAGUCACUGUCUUAACAUGGAAGAACGCUGACGAUACACCCGCUGUCAAGAGGCACGCAGACGCCGAGCAUCCUCCUGGCAUUCACCUCGUGCCUCACACAUUUCACCUUGUCGUCUUUUCGCCUCCUCUACUUCUCGACCAAACCCAUGAAGUAUCAGCCCCGCACCUUCCGGAAGGAAUCACAGUCAGAGUGGUCACUCUUGCUCAGUGGAACAUGUACAGGAACCUGCUCCCCGAGUCAUCUUUUCUCAUCAUCGACGUUUCGGAACCACUUCUCGUUCUAGCACCUCCCCUAGCACUCGAGUCCGCGAGCUUGUUCGUGGACCCCGAGAGGAGACUGCCCAUAGUGUGCCGUUUCACUCUCAGUGAGCAGCUACCGCUUGCAGUCAACUAUAUCAUCGAUACGCUGCUGACCGAAUCGAAUCUCCGCAGGCUCCAGCACCCGUCUCGUGCAUGCUGCUCGGUGGAAUACAUUGAAGCUGUGCCCAGUCCCAUGGCCAUCAUAACCACAGUCAAGCCGACCGAACCAGUGCCAAGAAUUGUAACGCCGCAGGUGUCGCCCGAGCUGCUGCUAGAGCACCCGAUUUACGAACAACGGCGUGAAUUGCUCUCGGCUUCACCAGCUGACUCUGGAGUGGAUACAAGUUUCGGCUACCAGCGACCGAUCAUUAGGAGUUCGAAGCCGCAAGCAGGCGGGUACGAUGGAGUGUUCUACAUGCACGACGCGCUGUACUACAAGAAGGCUGCAAGAGUGAAGGAGUUCGACGUACGUACGAGAAGGUCGUACUCCAGGAGGAUCACGUCACUCUCCAGAAGCAUCGAGCACGACUACAGUGUCAAGACGACAAACAUUGACAGGCUAGAAAGCCGAAUUUCAUCGGAAAUGUCCAGCCUGGAGCAUGACCUGGAGCUUCUGCGAUCGAUGCAGAGCAUGCUCCGUCGAGAACUUAAGACUAGAGAGCGACCUUCAGGUGACCAAAACGGUGGUAAGGAAGGCACCAGCGGCCGGAAGCCGGAAGGUACUUCAGAUUCGUCGGCGACGUCGCGCGUCAGGCCAUACCCGGAGUCAGGAUCUCGAGGCUACAUGUCCAGGCGAUUGUCGAGAAGCGACUCGUCCGAUUCCGAGGAACCACAGCCGGUAAAGCUUCGCGCAAAGCAGCAGCCCAAGGGUGAAGCACCCCGUUUCGUGACUCGCCUCGACAACCGCAUUGCACCCAGUGGCUACCGAAUCAAGCUCCAUUGUACUGUGGUUGGUGAUCCGAUGCCCCAGGUUACGUGGCUUAAGAAUGGCAUCAAGGUGACGCCCGACAUCAGACACAUGGAGAUUACUGUCACCGACUUCGGGAUGUGUAGUCUUGAAAUCUACAACGUUAAGCCGGACGACACGGCCGAGUACACGUGCCACGCUGUGAACGCUUAUGGAGAUGCCACUACAAGUGCCUAUCUGCGAGUUACUGGUGAAAGGGAUGAGACGCCAGAGGAGCCGAGAUUCGAGUCGUGUGCCCCGGACCUGAGCGUUAGACCUGGUGGGAAGGCUGUCUUCUCUUGGAGGGCAACCGGGUCCCCAACACCUACGCUCAAAGUAAUGAAGGACUCGAGGCCCCUGCGCACGAACCUGACGACGGACGUGAUCGUCUCAAAGGACGGUGUGUGCCGCGUCUGCAUCGCCAAGGUCACACCCGAGGACGCCGGAGUUUUCACGUGCACUGCGGAGAACGAUUCUGGGACGGCUGUUUCCACCAGCAUCUUAAGAAUCGCUGGCCAAGAUGAUAGCGGUGACGAGUUCCAAGAGGAGCGACGCCGCCUUGAAGAAAUGCAUUUGAAAGACACAAGACAGUCAGCAACUGCUGUUGAACGAGAACCUACGCUUUCAAGGCCCCACUACGACUUGUCGCCCGAAGAAGACAAGGAGGAAUACUACAAGCCGAGACGCCACUUCAAGACGUACGGAAUGCUCGGCCUAAAUUACUUGGAGGACGUCCCACGAACGACUCACGAGCCAUUCUCCGUCCCUGGGCCUCCGUUGGAUCCAGUCAUCACGGAGACCGGGCCGACGUCAGCGACUUUGGUAUGGACCAAGCCUAUCUACAACGGAGGCUCACCUAUCACUGGCUACCGCAUCCAAUGCCGUGAAGUACCCUCCAAGCAGUGGCGUGACAAGGCGACCUCGCGAAUAUGCCUCUGUGACAUAUUCGGACUGAAACCACAGACAGAGUACGUGUUUCAAGUAAGCGCUGGAAACAAGAACGGCUGGGGACAGCCCACCAUUGCAGUGCCUGAACUGAAGAACUGGAGAUGGCGCCAGCAGUGACAACUAAGCAACGAGCGCUCGUUGAAAAAUCUUGACUUUCUUCACCGACAGAUCACUGCAGCGUCGUGCAAUGGUAGCGCGAUACUGUGUCCCGAUUCUGCCUCGUGUUCACUUUACUUUCAAGAGGGUGGAAUUGUGAGCCGACGCAGACCUGCGCGAAUUAUUACUGCCAGCAGUGUGGUUUGUCCUUUUCAUGCAACGCUUCCAACACUCCUCCAUGCUCAAGUUGGCGACAAGCUCAAUGCUGAUAAAUAAAGGAGAGCAAAGUAUGAAGCUUUGCUCCGUGUUGUGACGUGCGCAUCUGACAUCAAGCGA